AUGGAUAAACAAAAAAAUACUUGCGAUCAGAUUUGCAACAAUAUUGAGGGGAGUUAUUACUGUUCUUGUCAAAGUGGAUACUCCCAGAAAGGUGAUAAAUGCAUUGCUAAAAGGUCCCAAGUCAUCAAAUAUGUAUCAGGUUUGGGAUCCACUUGCGUCUUCUUAAUCAUUGGAAUGAAUUGGUUAUAUUACAUCUUUAAGAAACGAAAAUAUGCUCAACAAAGAGAAAAAUUCUUCCGCCAAAACGGUGGUCUCUUGUUACGUCAACAAAGUAGAGACGGCAAUACAAAAGUUUUCAGCAAUGAAGAACUCAAGAGAGCCUCGAACAACUACGCUGCUGAUAGGAUUCUUGGACAGGGUGGUUACGGAAUAGUUUAUAGAGGAAUUCUACAUGACAAUCGUGUGGUUGCUAUCAAAAAGUCCAAACAGAUGGAUGAGAGUCAAGUAGAGCAAUUUAUAAAUGAAGUGGUGAUUCUUACACAAGUUAAUCACAGAAAUGUGGUUAAACUUUUGGGAUGUUGUUUGGAAUGUGAGGUACCACUCUUAGUAUAUGAACUUGUAUCCAAUGGUUCUUUAUUGGAUCAUGUCCACAAUAUUGUUGGUGGCGCAUCCUGGUUAUCACUGGAGAAUCGGUUAAGAAUUGCUGCUGAAUCUUCUGGCGCCCUUGCAUAUCUUCACUCUGCAGCUUCCAUACCUAUAAUUCACAGAGAUGUUAAAUUAGCCAACAUAUUACUGGAUGAUAAUAAUGUUGCUAAAAUUUCAGAUUUUGGAGCGUCGAGGUUGGUACCCAUGGAUCAAACCAAAGUGACUACACUAGUCCAAGGUACUCUAGGGUACUUGGACCCUGAGUAUUUCUAUAGCGGCCGACUGACCCCUAAAAGUGAUGUUUAUAGUUUUGGAGUGGUUCUUGCAGAGCUAUUAACCGGGAGAAAACCAAUAUGCAUGGCUAACCCUGAGGAAGAAAGAAAUCUUGCCACAUUUUUUGUUACCUCCAUGAACAAAAACUGUUUAUUUCUCAAUAUUCUAGAGCCUCGAAUUGUCAAGGAAGGAACGCCCGAUCAACUUGAAAAAGCUGCUCUACUUGUGAGGAGGUGUCUUAACCUUAAUGGUGAGGAAAGACCAACAAUGAUGGAAGUUGCUAUGGAACUACAAAAUUUGAGGGGUUUUACUAAACAUCCUUGGGCUAAUCAACAAGGCCAUGAAGAGAUGACGAGCUUAAAAGGUCAUAGUGAGAUCAGGCAUUCUAAUAUCUAUGAUAUUGAAAUGAGUUCUGGCAGUAACUUUGGAACGACUACCAGUAAUCCAAUAUACUACGCAAUUGACAUAAAAUUCUUAUAUCGAAAACUGAAGAUGAAGAUGCGUUUGUUUCUAAUUCUUCUUGUUGUUUUACUGGGCUGUUCUUGGGGGUAUGAAGUGCUUUCCCCAGACACCGCUAACCACACCAUCAUGAAGCCUGAAGUCUUUACCAAGCCGGGAUGUCAAAGGCAGUGCGGAAACCUGCUAAUACCAUAUCCCUUUGGCAUCAAGUCAGAAGGUCUGGAUUGUGCCAUCAGUCCCGCCUUUGAAGUUCAAUGCAGCACUGACAUCAAUCCUCCUUUGGCCUUUCCAUUAGAUCCAUAUAUGACACAUCAUAUUCAUGAUAUAUCCGACACUGAGUUACGACUUAACUCUUUUCAGGCCUCCAAGUGCUACAAUCAAUCUGGGCCACCUGCCGACGGAAUUGAACAACUCAUUCAUGUAGAGUAUGGAUUGGAUGAGACUUCAUUUGCGUAUUCCACUGUAAAUGUGCUUACUGUUGUUGGUUGUGAUGACUAUGCCAACCUAUACAACGAUCGCAGUUUGAACCACACAACCAGCAAACCAAGCCAGGUCUGCAGUGCCACAUGCCCACCUGACAAGGAGAUUCGUGAAGACGAGUGUUCUGGCACCGGUUGUUGUCAAAUACCCAUCACGAGUCACGCGAAUUUCUCUAUCGACCUUCUGACCUAUAAACGCUACAGAAAUGUCUCCUACUUUAACCAAUGUGGGUUUGCAUUCGUUGGUGAGAAAAGCAGAUUUAGAUUUCAAGGCAUGUCAUAUCUUAACGAUUCAUACUUCAGGCAGAAGAUUCGAGAUAUACCUAUAGUAUUAGACUGGUUUAUUGCGAAUCAAACUUGCGGUGAAGCACAGCGGGACCAAACUUCUUAUGCUUGCAAAUUCAGUAAUAGUGAAUGCAUCAAUGCAACCUCGUCGACUGGAUACCGCUGCAGAUGCAAACAAGGCUUUGCAGGAAAUCCUUAUCUCACUCCAGGAUGCUAUGAUAUCAAUGAAUGUAUGGAUGAGCAAAAAAAUACUUGUGAUCAGAUCUGCAACAAUAUUGAUGGGAGUUAUUACUGUUCUUGUCAAAUUGGAUACUACCGGAAAGGUGAUAAAUGCAUUGCUAACAAGUCCCAAAAGUCCCAAGUCAUCAAGUAUGUAUUAGGUUUCGGAUUCAGUUGCCUCUCGUUACUCGUUGGAAUGAAUUGGUUAUAUUUCAUCUUAAAGAAGAGAAAACGUGCACAACAAAGAGACAAAUUCUUCCGGCAAAAUGGCGGUCUCUUGUUAGGUCAACAAAGUAGAGAAGGCAAUACAAAAGUUUUCAGCAAUGAAGAACUAAAGAGAGCCACAAACAACUAUGCAGCUGAUAUGAUUCUUGGACAAGGUGGUUACGGUGUAGUUUACAGAGGAAUUCUAAGUGACAAUCGUGUGGUUGCUAUCAAAAAGUCCAAGCAAAUGGAUGAGAGUCAAGUAGAGCAAUUUAUAAAUGAAGUGGUGAUUCUUACACAAGUUAAUCACAGAAAUGUGGUUAAACUUUUAGGAUGUUGUUUGGAAUGUGAGGUACCACUCUUAGUAUAUGAACUUGUCUCCAAUGGUUCUUUAUUGGAUCAUGUCCACAAGAUUGUUGGUGGCGCAUCCUGGUUAUCACUGGAGAAUCGGUUAAGAAUUGCUGCUGAAUCUUCUGGCGCCCUUGCAUAUCUUCACUCUGCAGCUUCUAUACCUAUAAUUCACAGAGAUGUUAAAUUAGCAAACAUAUUGCUGGAUGAUAAUAAUGUUGCUAAAAUUUCAGAUUUCGGAGCGUCGAGGUUGGUAUCUAUGGAUCAAACCAAAGUGACUACACUGGUCCAAGGUACUCUAGGGUACUUGGACCCUGAGUAUUUCUAUAGCGGCCGACUGACGACUAAAAGUGAUGUUUAUAGUUUCGGAGUUGUUCUUGCAGAGCUCUUAACCGGAAGAAAACCAAUAUGCAUGUCUAACCGUGAGGAAGACAGAAAUCUUGCCACUUUUUUUGUUACCUCCAUGAACAAAAACUGCUUAUUUCUCAUUCUAGAGCCUCGAAUUGUCAACGAAGGAACGCCCGAUCAACUUGAAAAAGCUGCUCUACUUGUGAGGAGGUGUCUUAACCUUAAUGGUGCGGAAAGACCAACAAUGAUGGAAGUUGCUAUGGAACUACAAAAUUUGAGGGGUUCUACUAAACAUCCUUGGGCUAAUCAACAAGGCCAUGAAGAGAUCAUGAGCUUAAAAGGUCAUAGUGAGAUCCGGCAUUCUGAUCUUUAUGAUAUUAAAAUGAGUUCUGGGAGUAACUUGGGGAAUGACUCAGAACUGUUAAGCCCUCGUUAAGCUAUCUUGGUUUGUGUUAUGAACGAAGACGCCAACAUAAUUAUGUUUAUGUUUCUGCCAUGCUGAUGUAAUAAUGGUGUACUGCUCGGAGAGAAUCUCGUAGAAGUGUGUAAGAAUAAUUGAGAACCUUAUAAGAUAAUCAUAGUUCAU
Messenger RNA from Daucus carota subsp. sativus, 3786 nucleotides. Its product is annotated as wall-associated receptor kinase 2. Gene Ontology annotation, molecular function: calcium ion binding; polysaccharide binding; protein serine/threonine kinase activity. Gene Ontology annotation, biological process: cell surface receptor signaling pathway; protein phosphorylation. The transcript has 5 exons. The record is from RefSeq and is a predicted model, not a curated record. Gene Ontology annotation, cellular component: plasma membrane. Bases 1 to 3636 code for a protein of 1211 amino acids. NCBI's taxonomy places the organism in Eukaryota, Viridiplantae, Streptophyta, Magnoliopsida, Apiales, Apiaceae.